Molecule: messenger RNA, 1490 nt
Organism: Ruditapes philippinarum (Manila clam)
Lineage: Eukaryota; Metazoa; Mollusca; Bivalvia; Venerida; Veneridae
Product: tektin-1-like
Exons: 7
Coding region: 156-1364 (402 amino acids)
Biological process (GO): cilium movement involved in cell motility; cilium assembly
Cellular component (GO): nucleus; microtubule cytoskeleton
Source: RefSeq, a predicted model, not a curated record
CCGGUAAAUUAUCCAAUGAAAAGGCUUUUAACAACUAAGCGGUAACCACGUUGCUAAGGAAGCCUCCAUUGUUUUGGUACAUCUUGCUGUGCAUUGUCAACAACAUUUUUCACAUUUAAAGAGGAAAGGAAAACAGAAAAAUAUAUCUGUCCAAAAUGGCAAAACUUGUACAGCCACCAACAAGAUUUACACACCAAGACUGGACAACUUCAAACCUCACAAAGUAUGCAAAUGCUGAAGUUGAGCGUGCAGCAGCUGAACGUCUUGUUGAUGAGUCCAAGAGAUUGUCUGAUGAAACUGAGAAAAGAACUGAAAAGACCCAGAGGGAUGUUAACAAAAAAUUCCAACAAAGACUAGAUGAUAUUCGUUAUUGGAAAAAUGAACUUGAUGACAAACUAGCCGGUGUAACAACUGAGAUAGACAAUCUAUUAGCAUUUAAAACAAGAGUUGAGAAAGCUCUAGAGGCCACCCAUGAACCUUUACACAUUGCUAGACAGUGCUUGAUGAACAGGGAGAAGAGGAAGGGCAUUGACUUGGUACAUGAUGAUGUACAGAAAGAAUUAAUCAAAGAGGUUGAAGCUAUUGAAGGAGUACAGGCACUUCUACAGAGGUCAUUAGAACAGGCUACAGAACAAGUCAGGUUGAACAGGAAGGCCAAGUUUCAGUUGGAGAAGGAUUUGAAGGACAAGUUCAGUGUACUAUCUAUUGAUGAGUAUUGUGAAAGUCUCAAAAAUAACUCUCAAAAUAUUGGAUUCAAGGACGGAACAGCCAAAAUUGAAGCAAACUCUGUGACACCCGAAGACUGGCAGGAUUUCUCCCAUAAAAACAUUGAGAAAGCCGAGCGUGAACGCCAGAGUUCUGUCGACCUGAGGUCCAUGAUCGACGGCAUUCUUCAACAGACUUCCAAUGACAUGCGUAAAGAAUGCAGUGAGGUUAAUGUUGCCUUCAACAAGAGAAUCAAUGAGUGUAAAGAUACCAAAAGCAAGCUUGAAGACCAUCUCAACAAGGUUGUUGCCCAGAUCAAGGAAAUGGAGGAGAACAUUUCACGUCUUCAGAAGGCCAUUCAGGACAAGGAACAACCGAUGAAGCUUGCACAGACCAGACUCGAUACUCGCACCCAGCGACCUAACGUUGAGCUCUGCCGUGACCCUGUACAAUACAGACUGAUUGAGGAGGUUCAUGAGAUAGAGGGAUCAGUAGCCGGACUCCAGGCACGUCUAGCCGAGGCCGAGUCAUCAUUGAAGGGUUUGAUCCGUAACCAGCUUUCAUUGGAGGAGGACAUUGAAAUUAAAUCAAACACCUUGUUUAUUGAUGAAGUUGAAUGCAUGGGCAUGAGGAAAAGCAUAAAUAUCCAGAAUUUCUAGGGAACUAUUGGCUCUUAACUAUAGUGAAUUUAUAAAUAAUGUUUUGAUACUAGGAUAUACAUUACUUGUUGGAAUAAAAAAUGAAAAUCUAACAGUUGAUUUCUGUUUCAUACGGAAUUAAAUGAA